Pomacea canaliculata is the source of this 4283-nucleotide messenger RNA. RefSeq lists its product as uncharacterized. The record is from RefSeq and is a predicted model, not a curated record. NCBI's taxonomy places the organism in Eukaryota, Metazoa, Mollusca, Gastropoda, Architaenioglossa, Ampullariidae. The transcript is spliced from 5 exons. Bases 2548 to 3288 code for a protein of 246 amino acids.
UAUAUGCACACGUCCGUGAUCAGAUGUAGUGCGACAUGUUCGUGCCUUGGCCAUGCUGACAGCAAGGACACAACAUGGAAGAUCGAUCGAGAUGUUCCCUUGAUCACAAACCGACAAUGCUGGCGAUGACAUGUCAUUUCUGGGCCUAGGCAAGACUGAUAUGGGCCGGUACUUGUGACGCACUCUUGAGAAGAGUGACGAUCGACUGCGCGCAAGCACGCAAAUGAUAGUUUUUGCUGCAAAACGGGAUGGUAGGAUGAUUUUUGAUAGAGGCGACUGCAACCGUUGUACAACAGUUGGUGGGGAAUGCAGUGACCUUCCAUCAUCAUGGCAUGACCCCUCCCGUGGUGUUGGACUUUGAGCAGUGUUGUAUUGAUGCUGGUACAGUCUGCCCUCUCUAGGACUUCUAAUCUAGGCAGAUAACUGUCCUCCCAUCAAAUGCCAAGAACAGAGCGAAGAUCUCGCAUGUGGAGGUUUUACAGCUGUUUAAUAAGCUUGUGGUACAGAGUCCAGGUCUCACAGAACCGAUAUCGUUCACCCUCAUGCGUAUUCUAGACCCCAGAAAACUGUGGCAAGAAUAUGUCCAUGUUUCAUGCCUUUCUGAUAGUGAAUGGUUCUGAGAGCUCAUGUUAUGUCAUCAUAGAGCAGCCAUAUCAUCUUUACAUACUUGGGUGAACAGCCAUAUUUCGCCAGCAUAGCCCAGAGGGUCUUUCUUUUGACAGUGUCGAAAACCUUCGUCAGAUCGCAGAAGAGAUCGACGUGACAAGAGGAGACAAAGUUGUCAGCGCUAAUGCUCCAAGAACAUUAAAAGAGAACCUCCAGUGGCGCAAUAUCAAGCCUAAAGAACCGAAAACCGCAACCAGGGAAGAAGCCAGUGGCGUACCAUGGAGACCCCAUAAACUUUGGGGCCAACCGGCGACAGAGAAUUCUUGAUGCACAGGAACGAUGUCACAGAGUCAACAGUGAUCACGACAACAGAGAUCCAGUGUCCCAUCUAUGCCCGUUUCUGCGCUUUCACAUUCAGACCACAGAGUCAGUUGAGAGGCCACAAACAAAAAUGAAUCACAUAAAUCCUCGUCUUCUUUAGCCAAGAAUGACAACCCCUCAACAUUAUUAUUUGUCACAUCUACCUUCAAGUGACAGCAGACUUAAGUAAAUAAAUCUGUCCAUAUUUGACAUGUUUAGGCAUUUCUGCAGUUGCUAGGUUCUCCAUAACUUUCAUCAGAUAUAAACACAUGAAUCCGUGUAAAACUUUACAAAUGUUUGAUUCAGCUAGAAAAUGUACUCACUGAGCAGAUGCUCAGCCGAUGACAUAGACGUCAUAGAGCGUACCUUUCCAUGGCGCUAUCCGUUGCCAUACCUGUCACGCUAGUACUGAAUCAAACUCUUUAGCACUGAUAUAUACCACCCCAGCCCUUGCUGAUGAGAUUUCAUACUAUGUAUAAUAGAUACUAUUGCUUGCCAGUCACUUUAACAGCGCAAGUUGGCAGCAGAAGGCAGCACCCAGAUGAAAGUCGGGUCUUUUGUAAGGCUAUGCAUAUAUUUGUGAACACGGUGAUCUCCCGCAGUGAAGGACCUAUGACUGACAGACACCUCGUGACGAUAGGGAAGAGAUGAGUUUGAAACAAGGCAUCAUUUGCCUAUGUCAAUUUACUGUUUAUUUAUUUUUCACGCGAGCUAUUUAUCUUCAUAGUUGUUUCUUCUUCUGUCCUGCUGCCCACGUCUCCUACUUGUUAAGCGCUGAGAGCAUGCUCCUGUGAGCGUGAUUAUGCGCUAGAUUAAUCAUACGUGUAUUUUUUUUUUACAUGUAUUUUUUAUAUAAAUAUAUCGGUACACUGGUAUCAGAAACCAACUCGGAGGGCAAAAGCCAAGCUGAGGGACAGGACCGUGCUGGAUGUCUCGUCAAGCUGGCUGUAUGAACUCCAUCACACAGCGCAUGGGAUGUCGUCUCGUAUCCGCGAACGUGUGUUGGCGAUCGUUGGGAGCUUUGUCAAAAGCCUGCGUCUGCUGCGUGAGGGUGCCAGAAGCAGGCGAGUUGGCGAACGUCAGCUCUUGCAGGCGCGGUCUGCUGCAGUAGUGUCUGUGUCCCUACAAUCUGCCCAUCGGCACAUCCCAUACUAGGCGACACGAGACCCGUGAGAAACGUUUGUUGAAACAGUCAGGACUGUAUAAAGAAUGUUUAAAUUCGCAGCUGGUUAGGAGUGGUGAGACUUUCGCAGUUUGGUGACGACGUAGAGGCGAACAUUGUAAUAGUAACAGCACCAACAAAAAAAAGACUAUGUCAGGAAACAAUAACCAGUUUAAUGCUUGUUCCUUCAACUGUGCCGUCUUAACAAAUGCCUCUUUGAGUGGGACCAGCACCACGAACCUGUAUCAGAGUCUUAUCAGCCUGACUGGAUGCUUGCUAAGGGUGACUUGCUCGGCAGGCGAUGGAUCUGCUGCGAAGAAUUAAGAGGAAGCGUCUUGCAGUGAUGCUACUGAGAGCGGAUUCAGCGAGACGUGUAACUAGCGUGUUGAAUACUGGGAGAUUUUCUGAAGCUUGGUGUGAUGACAUGCAGUCUACCGUAUUCACAAGCAGCUCUUUCUGAGGUCAUGACUUCACCAGGCCUGCCAUCCACUGCCUCCUUCCCACCCAUCGUUGAGAAGGUUGAGGAGGAGGAGCGGGCAGCUCAAGAAACUGCCCGUUGUCCACCAUCUCCUCUGGCUCACUACUACACCAGUCUCACUCUGUGUGAUCGCUACGCUUGGCCAGCUUUCUUGGGGGACUGGGCUUUUGUCGAUGGCUCUGGCCAGCCAAGGAGAGUGUCUACAGGUUGCCUGGACGACGGUCGUGACGAGGAGGCUGACGGGUCAACAGGGGGCUUUCAGCGGAAGAGUGACGACAAGCUGUACGCUAAAGACGAUCUGGCAGUAGGAGUGACGUCCUAUUUAAACCAGCCGCUGUGUCGUGACGCUCUAGGUGUAGGAAUGGGGCUGAGGCACGACGGGACACGCGGAAGGCGCGUGUCAGUAUGUCGUGACAUCGAAUUUCACUUUUCGGUGCAGCCAGCUGUCGACUCGCCAACCAACUGCCACAUCGCGCGCUGCGAACGUCCGCGUGACCUCCCUUUGUCUCUAGCUCUAGAGAGCGCCACCAAUUCCUUGAUGACGUCACACAGCUCCGUGGCUGUGGACUGGGAGGUCGUUCGGAGGCGCAAUUCCUACGUGCACGUCAGUGGGCAGGACUGGAUCUUCUUCAUUUGCCUCCUCGUCUUCCUCUUCUCUCAGUUUGGAUAUUGCAGUCCAUAACUUUUUGCUUGUUCUGCUGGCACUGCAAGCCAUGUACUUUCUCUUACUAAGCGUAGUUUAACCUGAAGGAUCUCAAGACCUCAGCGUAGAACUGUACCAAGAAAGGCAUGCUUUAAUUUUAGAAAAGUGUACUGACAUGGUCAUGUCAUUGCGACAAAUAUAGGUGUUACAAACCCAAGACAGCUAGGACACGGAUUGAAAAUGAUAAGAUGCAGAUGCUAUGACGAGUGGUACGUGCUGAGCAAAACUGAGUGGCGUGACAAAUUGUAAGGUGUCAGUCAAAACUGCAUGUAGCAAGUGGCAUGACAGACUAUGUCGUGUCACUCAAAGCUAGGAGGCCAGACUGGAAAGGCAUGAUAUAGACUCUUUAUUCAUGCCAAUUAAAACUGAAGUGGCUCGACACAUAUAGUGUUUCGCCAGUUGUUUCCAUUGUGUAGUGUCGUCUGAAACCGUCAAAACUACCCGUGGAUCACAGCAGCACUUCCGCUGCCCCUUUAGUAGCGAUGUGUUGAAUACAUUAAGCCGACAAGAUGGGAGUACAGCUAAAGUCGGGAGUGCUGUCAUGCUGCAGUCAAGAACUAUAUACCUGGUAGUGCCGUCAUAAACGUUCUUUGAUGUCACAUACUUCAAUUGGUACAAAAGAAUAAGAGGACUUACAAGAGAACCAAGAACACGCUGUGGUCAAAUUUAUUCUCGAUUAUUCCACGUUACCUUCAUUAUAAUGUUAUAAUACUGCAUACGCGGCUAUUGCCCAGACAAAAUUCGUGUUCACUUUCCUGCUUGUGUGUGUGUGUGCGCGCGCGCGCGCAAAAACAAAAAAGAGAGAGCGAGCUUAUUCGUUUGCAGUGAGAGAGGACGAGGUUGCUGUGCCAAGACGACGAUAAUGAGUGCGAGGAGUGUGCCGAUGACUAUAAUACAAACACCACAACUUACAAGUAAUUUCAUAAGUUAAACCCUCCGCCACGGCUUGAAAACGCUAGGUGUAGGUGUAGGUG